Messenger RNA from Saccostrea cuccullata (small rock oyster), 2148 nucleotides. RefSeq names its product DNA polymerase theta-like. The annotation marks the transcript as partial. Gene Ontology annotation, molecular function: ATP binding; nucleic acid binding. NCBI's taxonomy places the organism in Eukaryota, Metazoa, Mollusca, Bivalvia, Ostreida, Ostreidae. The transcript is spliced from 11 exons. The record is from RefSeq and is a predicted model, not a curated record.
CAAGAGGAAGGCAUAAAAAACCGUAGUUUCUUCUCAGAUUUCAAGAAAAAAUAUGCAAGAAUUCCUUUGGAGAAGAUACCAAAGGUCAGAGGUUAUGACAAGAUUACAGCAACCAAAGGUCAGAGGUUGUGACAAGAUUACAGCAACCAAAGGUCAGAGGUUAUGACAAGAUACAGCUGACUAGUAUUGUGGAUCAUUACAGAUUGUAACCUAUAGCCAUGGCAACCCACAUCAAUAAAAACACAGGGUCAGACAUUGAUGCCUCGUUUUCUUCCUCCUUCUGUACGGAGCUGGAUGAACAGAUGUUGGUUGCCAUGGAGACACUGGAGAGGCCUCAAAGGUCACAGAAAGCCAAUAAGAUCCGAGCUGGCCUGACAUCAUCACCAGGAUGUGUGACCCCGUUACCAAGACGACAGUCCCAGCUGAUGAAGUCCCUGUUCACCCUCCAGAGUCCCCUAAAUGACAGCUUCCUCUCCCCCUUCCCGUCCCAGAACAAAUCCUCCAAUACAAAGAAAGGGGAGGAAAACCUGACCCCCGCCACAUCAGAUAGCUCUGUUAGACUCAGUAGAGGUGGAAAGCCCAACAGAAAGAAACCAAGGAAUGUUUUAAAUGAAAUUGUCAAUGACAAAGUAAAGGAAGGUGAAGGGGGUGUAGAGGAGGAGAAGAAUGUGAUUGACCUUGAUGUGAUAGGUCAAAGAUCAAGGACAGAGGAAAAUACUGGUGAUGUUAGUUCUGAAACACAGAAAAGGGUGGCUGAAAAUCAAGAGAUGAUGGAAAAUGCGAAUGCUGAUGGAGGUUUGACAGAAGACAAACUGUUAUUAAGUAACUGGGGACUUCCUGAGCCUGUGUUAAAACAGUACACAGAUAAGGGGAUCACCUCAAUGUUUUCCUGGCAAGCAGAAUGUCUGUGUUUACCCGGGGUGCUAGGGGGUGACAACCUGGUAUACUCGGCCCCCACUGUUAUUCUGCAGAGUUAUCUAUCUUUGUUAUUUCCGUGUAAUUCUAGGGGAGGUACCCUGGUAUACUCGGCCCCCACUAGUGCUGGUAAAACAAUGGUGGCAGAACUCCUGGUCCUAAAGCGAGUCCUAGAAACAAAGAAGAAAGCCAUCUUUAUCCUACCUUUUGUGUCUGUGGCCAGAGAGAAGAUGUUCUAUUUACAACAGUUGUUCCAGGAUGUUGGGGUGGUAGUGAGCGGGUUUAUGGGGAGUUACUCCCCUCCUGGGGGGCUCAGUCAGGUGGACAUAGCGGUGUGUACCAUAGAGAAAGGAAACGGACUGAUCAACAGACUGAUGGAGGAAAACAGCAUCAACAAGCUAGGUAUUAUAGUGGUAGACGAGUUACACCUUGUAGGAGACCAACACAGGGGCUACCUGCUAGAACUGAUGCUCACCAAGAUCCGAUUCCUCAGUCAGAAAAAGUCAACAAAAACAACCGACACUGAGGAUUCUGGCUGUACAGAAGGAGUCCAGAUUGUAGGUAUGAGUGCCACCCUACCUAACCUUGACCUUCUGUCUCACUGGCUGGACGCCACGCUCUACCGCACAGACUACCGCCCCGUACCUCUCACCGAGUGUGUCAAACUGGGGGCAGACAUCUUUGAUUCCAGUCUACAGAAAAUCAGAGAGGUGGAUCUUAGAGUGGUGUGUAAGGGGGAUACAGAUCAUGUGAUUCCGCUGUGCUUAGAAACAUUGGGUGGGGGACACUCAGUGCUUAUUUUCUGUCCAACGAAGAACUGGUGUGAGAAGUUGGCAGAGACAAUUGCCAGGGAGUUUUACAACAUUCUGAAGAAAGGUCCUGAGACGGACUGUUCUUCCCCUCUACCCCUGAACAGACCCUCCCUGAUGGAGGUCGUAGAACAACUGAGGAGGACUCCUGUGGGGUUAGACUCUACCCUGGGGAAGACCGUGCCGUACGGGGUGGCUUAUCACCACGCAGGUUUGACCUUUGAUGAGAGAGACAUUUUAGAGGGGGCCUUCAGACAGGGGUCAGUUAAGGUCCUGGUAGCUACCUCCACCCUGUCUUCCGGGGUCAAUCUUCCUGCCCGCCGUGUUAUCAUCAGGACCCCGAUCUUCCACGGCAAAACCAUAGACUUCCUGACAUACAAGCAGAUGAUUGGUCGAGCUGGAAGAAAGGGGGUGGAUACACAGG